AGGAAUAUUUCAUGAAGAGAUGGUGGAUCCGGAAGUAGUUCGUCUUGGACCUUAACUCCCCCUCCUCCUGGAAAUGAUGGAUCAUGUCAACUACACCUGGUCCCGGACCUUCAUCCUUGCAGAUCUUCAAGGCUCCACUUGUGCACAGAGCUAAGGAUGUCCCAUAGAACUCCAGCCACAAAUCCUGCCCAGAGAGAGCUACUCUCCCAGGAGUUCUCUCACUCCUAAGCCCACAGGGUUUCUACCUGCUACCUUAAGGGAGUGAACCACAUACCGAUUGUCAUUUGAACAUUGAGAAAGGAGCUAAUACUCCCCAAUGGAUAAAAGAGCAUUUUCAACAAAGGGUGCUGGUUCAACUGGAUGUCAGCAUGUAGAAGAACACAAAUUGAACCAUUCUUAUCUCCUUGUACAAAUUCACAUCCAAGUAGAUCAAAGACCUCCACAUAAAACCAGAUACAUUGAAACUACUAUAGGAGAAAGUGGGGAAGAGCCUUGAGCACAUGGGCACUGGGGAAAAUUUCCUAAACAGAACACUAAUGGCUCAUGCUCUAAGAUCAAGAAUCAACAAAUGGGCCCUCAUAAAAUUGCAAAGCUUCUGUAAGGCAAAGGACACUGUCGAUAGGACAAAAUGGCAACCAACAGAUUGGGAAAAGAUAUUUAUCAAUCCUACAUCUGAUAGAGGGCUAAUAUCCAAAAUAUCCAAAGAACUCAAGAAGUUAGACUCCAAAGAGCCAAAUAACCCAAUUAAAAAUGGGGUACAGAGAUAAACAAAGAAUUCUCAUUGAGGAAUAUAGAAUGACUGAGAAGCACCUAAAGAAAUGUUCAACAUCCUUAGUCAUGAGGGAAAUGCAAAUCAAAACAACCCUGAGAUUCUAACUCAUACCAGUCAGAAUGGCUAAAAUAAAAAACUCAGGUGACAACAGAUGCUGGCAAGGAUGUGGAGAAAGAGAAGCACUCCUCCAUUGUUGGUGGGAUUGCAAGCUGGUACAACCAUUCUGGAUAUUGUUCUGGUGGUUCCUCAGAAAACUGGACAUACCACUACCCAAGGAUACAGUUAUACUACUCCUGGGUAUAUACCCUAAAGAUGCUCCAACAUAUAACAAGGACACAUGCUCCACUAUGUUGAUAGCAGCCUUAUUUAUAAUAGCUAGAAGCUGGAAAGAACCUAGAUGUCCUUCAGCAGAAGAAUAAAUACAGAAAACGUGGUACAUUUACACAAUGGAGAACUACUCAGCUAUUAAAAUCAAUGAGUUCAUGAAAUUCUUAGGCAAAUGAAUGGAACUAGAAAAUAUCAUCACAAAAAAUACACAUGGUACACACUCACUGAUAAGUGGAUAUUAGUCCAACAGCUCAGAAUACCCAAGAUACAAUUAAUAAGCCACAUGAACCUCAAGAAUAUGGAAGUCCAAAGUGAGGAUGCUUCAGACCUUCUUAGAAAGGGGAACAAAAUACUCAUAGGAGGAAAUAUGGAAAGUGUUGAGCAGAGACUGAAGGAAAGGCCAUUGAGAGACUGCCCCAUCUGUGAGAUCCAUCCAAUAUACAGACAUCAAUCCCAGACAGUAUUGCAGAUGCCAAGAAGUGCUUGCUGACAGGAGCCUGAUAUAGCUGUCUCCAUAGAGGAUCUGCCAGAGCCUGACAAAUAUGUAGGCGGACGCUGGCAGCCAACCAUUGAAGUGAGAACAUGGUCCCCAAAGGGGGAGUUAGAGAAAGGACUGAAGGAUCUAAAGGAGUUUGAACCCCAUAGUAAUAGCAACAAUAUCAACCAACCAGAGCUCCCGAGUACUAAACCACCAUCCAAAGAAUACACAUGGAGGGAGAUAUGGCUUCAGCUGCAUAUGUAAGAGAGGAUGGCCUUGUAAGGCAUCAAUGGGAGGAGAGGCCCUUGGUCCUGUUAGGUUCAAUGCCCCAGUGUAGAAGAAUGGUAGGGCAUGGGGUGGGAUGGGUAGGAGGAUGGGAAGGGAACCAUCUUCAUAGAUGAAAGGGGAAGGUGGAUGGGAAAGGGAGGAACCAGGAAAGGUGGUAACAUUUGAAAUGUAAACACAUAAACAUCAAAUAAAAAUAAAUAUCACUUUUAAAGGCACCCUUUGUUCUAGAUUUCAACUUUAUUGUAUACAUUGCUCUUCUGCUUGAUGCUAAAGAGCAUCUAUUAUUUUUAUUCCCAGGUAUUUGUAUCUGAUAAGUAAUAACCUGUGAGACAUAGGUUAUGGUAUGUAUAAUCCAUUCAGUUAAUGGAGAGACCACUUUAAUGUGGAAACUGGGUGGAAAUUCUUCCUAAUGUUGAUGACCUAAGAGGAAUGCAAAAGGACAAAUGUGAACUGAAGGUAAGAUAAUUCAGAGCAUUAACCUUGACACUGUGAGGACUGUCCCAUUAUUAAUUUAAGGGUACAGUUGAACCAUGGUUCUCUUGCUUGGAACUAGAGAAGAUAAAGCAUCGUAUUGAAGGACUUCUGUAAGUAUUUACCCAAGUGAAUGGUCAGGUAUUUCAUAGGAAGUAGGGUAUAGUAUCUGCCCAUUCUUAAGCUGUAUUAGCAGAAGCAUAGAAGCAAUGUAUAUAUUAUAUUUGGUAUCCAUUGCUAAGCUUUCCACAGGUAGCUCAAUGUCAGGGAUCAUUUAUUUCAUUUCCAGUUAGUGUGACUUCUAUAUUAAGAUAAGACUUUAUUACUUUGUCUUAAGGUUAAUUUAGAAAAUACUAUAUUUGCUCUUGUCCUUUUCUCUGAUUAAGGAGAUAGUACCUUUAGAUUAAUGAACAAACCUUCACACUCAGUAGGUAAUUACAGUUAUCCUGUUAUUUACCAGGAACCCAAAUCAAUCCACAUGAAAUUUCAACAUAGUACUCAGCAAAGAUCAAAAGAUCAGACACUGAAAUAAAAAGUUUAAAAAAAUGAGAGUACAAAUACUUUUGAAAACCUAAGUUUGUUGCCUUAAUAUGUCCAGAGUCAAAAUGGUGGUAGAGUGGUUUGAGUACUAUUAGCAAACCUGUUGGUGGGAAUUUAGAAUACUUUAGAAUGCUUUUAGAACAGGAUUUUAGGAGCACUUGGGAGAUUGCUCAGCAGAUAAAGAUGUUUGGUACUCUCACAGAGGACCUGACUCUAGCUCUAAUUACACAUAUCUGGCUGCUCACAACCACCAGUAACUUCAGCUCCAGAAGAUCUGAUGCUCUCCUGUGUCUUUGAGCACAUAGAAACAGGUACACAGAUUCACAAUACAUAUAAAUCAAUAAUGUAAAAAGCAUAAUAAAUUCUGGAAUAUUAAUUUAAAUAGCUGGUAAGCAGUUUGUAGACCCUGUAGUGUGAAGUUAUAGUAUGAAGAAAGAAUGUAGGAAUUUUUAGUACAAAAACAGAAGGUUCCUAUGUGGAUUGUGUUGUAAGGUAGUAAAGCAAACAGUGCUGAAUAAUGACAAAUCUCCUGGCAAGUGGAAAUUUAAAGAGGCAAUCCAAUCCCUCUUUCCCUAAGUUGUUAUUCUUCAUGUGUGAAUGAAGAGAUGAGGAUUGGUUUGUUUCUUUAAUGCCGUGUCAUAUGGUCGCUGCAAAGCAGGCAGUAUCCCUGGAUUAGAUUGCAUAACUCCAAAGUGAAGAUUGCAGAUAAGUCAUUGGAGAAAUAUCUCAUCUGACUCAUUUCUCUGGGCCUCACUUCCUGCCCCAAAGGGAUCCAUACUGAGAGUUAGUCAUAGUAACCCCAGGGAAUAUUUAUUAAGGACUUUGUGGGAGAGCUAUGUUUUUAGGUGCAUGAAUUAUAAAUAAGGGAGUGUCUUGGGAUAAAAGUGAUACCAAGAAAAAUGAGGCUUGUUCUGUUGUAACAAAAGCAAUAAGGUAAUGGUUGGAGGUGGCACUCGAGAGGUAAGAGCAUCAGGGGGCAGUUUUGACCUUUCCUUAGUAAUUUCCAUUUGAAUAGAGGAGUGAAGUUCUACAGAUAUUAAUAUAGACACUCCAUUAGGAACUGAGUACACAUCAAUCAAUAACAAGAGAAUCACAUGUUAUUACCAUGUCAGAAGCUUCAGGGACCUCUAACCUAAAUUUUUUCAGUUAUAGAACUCCAACAAAAGAGGAAGCAGUGGUUUGGACCAAGAUUCACUUUGAGCUUGUGGUUAAAAGAAAUAGAAAUCCAACUCCUGAAAGAAGUUGUACUCCUUUGGCACCUCUUGACACAUCACUGGAGGGCUUCGCAUUGUUCUUCUCCCUUCUCCCUACCUACUGCAGCAUUCUGAAGUAUGUCUCCCAUUUGGGAAUCAUGGAUCAUGUCAAUUGCACCUGGAACUGGAUCUUCAUCCUUGCUGGUUUCAAUACCUCUGGCACUCUGCAACAGCUUGCAGUCUUUGGGACCCUGUGCAUCUAUCUCCUCACACUUGCAGGGAACUUGUUCAUCAUUGUCUUGGUUCAGGCAGAUUCGGGGCUGUCCACUCCCAUGUACUUCUUUAUCAGUGUCCUCUCCUUCCUGGAAAUCUGGUAUGUCAGCACCACAGUGCCCACCUUGCUGCAUACCCUGCUCCACGGGCAUUCACCCAUCCCUUCAGCUGCAUGCUUCAUCCAGCUGUAUGUCUUCCACUCCUUGGGCAUGACUGAGUGCUACCUGUUAGGUGUCAUGGCUCUGGACCGCUACCUUGCCAUCUGUCGCCCAUUGCACUACCAUUCUCUCAUGAGCAGACAGGUACAGAGAGAGCUAGUUCUGAUUACUUGGGUGGCUGGCUUUUCAGCUGCCCUGGUGCCUGCAGGUCUCACUGCCACUUUACCCUAUUGUUUGAAAGAGGUAGCCCACUAUUUCUGCGACCUGGGACCAGUGAUGCAGUUGGCAUGUGUGGACACUAGCUGGCAUGCUCGAGUUUAUAUUGCAGUGAUUGGCAUGAUCAAUACAUGCAAUCUCGUUUUCAUCUUGGGACUCUAUGGAGGUAUUGUGAAAGCUGUGCUAAGGCUGCCUUCAGCUGCCAGUCGUGCCAAAGCUUUCUCCACAUGUUCCUCCCACAUCACUGUAGUGACACUGUUCUUUGGCUCUGCCUUCAUUGUCUAUGUAGGGCCACCAGAGAUUCGAGCUGAGGGCAGAGGCAAGCUUAUUGCUUUGGUAUAUACCUUGUUCACCCCUUUCUUCAACCCUAUCAUUUAUACUCUUCGCAAUAAGGAAGUGAAAGCGGCUUUCAAGAGGGUCACACAGAGGAUUAAGGGUGUGCUGGGUUGA
Rattus norvegicus (Norway rat) is the source of this 5166-nucleotide messenger RNA. The record is from RefSeq and is a predicted model, not a curated record. Lineage: Eukaryota; Metazoa; Chordata; Mammalia; Rodentia; Muridae.